AUCAUUAUUUUAACAUCUGCAAGAAUUUGCUUUGUUUCUAUUGAUAAAUUAUCUAUCACUUUAUCCACUCCUUCAGAAAUGUUUAGAAUUCCAGAUGCUAUUGGAUCAUCUGAUUCUAUACAAGAUAAAUCAAGUCAUUGUAAACAUUCAUGA
Messenger RNA from Funneliformis mosseae, 153 nucleotides. The record is from the annotation of a GenBank genome assembly. Lineage: Eukaryota; Fungi; Glomeromycota; Glomeromycetes; Glomerales; Glomeraceae.